AUGCGCGUAGCACCUUUCUCCCUCCUUCCUCUCGCUCUUGCGGCACCGGCGGCCAUCUCCAGGCAAGCCGAGAAGCCCAUAUAUUGGCUGCUGGCCGGCGACUCAACAACAGCAACCAACGGCGGAUGGGGUGACGAGUUUCUUUCCAAAACUGUUGCGGCCGGCUCAUCAGGGCACAACUACGGGCACAGCGGCGCGACAACGCGAUCCUUCCGUGCCGGCGGCGAUUGGGCCAGCGUCACCAAGGACAUGGGCACAUACAAGGAGGAUUACAACGUCUACGUGACGAUUCAGUUCGGCCACAAUGACCAAAAGCCCACCUCUGGAGUCUCCCUAACAGACUACCGCAACAACCUCGCGACCUUUGCUUCCGAAGUCGAGCAAGCAGGCGCCACGCCCAUCCUCGUAACUCCCCUAACGCGGCGCACGUUCAACACCACAACAAAACGCGUCAUCGAGAAUUUGUCCAACGAAACCGCCAUCACAUUAGAUGUAGCCCAGUCCAACGACUUGCACGUCAUCGAUCUAAACAAGGCGUCGACCGCCUACGUGAACGCGAUUGGUCAGAAAGGAGCGGAUACCUACAACUGGGGUGAGAAUGGCACAACCGGGACGGAUCGGACGCAUCUGAACCCAUGGGGUGAGGUCGUGUUUGCGCGCAUGGUCAGCGAUUUAUUGGUGGCCAAGUACGAGGAUGAAUUUGGGGCAUACACAGUCGCGAAUGAGACGUUGAGUGGGCUGAUUAGAGACGGCAAGGUGGCAUAG
This is a messenger RNA of Alternaria burnsii, 765 nucleotides long. RefSeq lists its product as uncharacterized. Gene Ontology annotation, molecular function: hydrolase activity. The transcript is spliced from 2 exons. The record is from RefSeq and is a predicted model, not a curated record. Lineage: Eukaryota; Fungi; Ascomycota; Dothideomycetes; Pleosporales; Pleosporaceae. The coding region runs from base 1 to 765 and encodes 254 amino acids.